UUCAGAAUUUUGACGGCAAGAUUUGCAAUAUUUUUCCAAUUUGUAACCACUUUCAACGCAACUGUUCAUUGACUAUUGUGCUAUUUUAUGUCUUCACAAUAUCGAGGAACACA
This is a messenger RNA of Caenorhabditis elegans, 113 nucleotides long. Lineage: Eukaryota; Metazoa; Nematoda; Chromadorea; Rhabditida; Rhabditidae. The record is from the annotation of a RefSeq genome assembly.